AUGGCGAGUAUUGAUGCUUCGAAAUAUGCCCAUAGUCCUGUUCACAAGGCUGUAGUCAUCAAAGAUUAUGCUGGUCUCAGGAGGAUACUUGGUGGCCUUCCACGGCUUCGUGACCCUGCUGAGAUUCAAACUGAAUCGGUUUCACUAGCCGAGGAAUCCAAGGCUGAGAGUAUUUCGGUCAUGAUUGAUCGGCGCGAUGUCCCCAACCGUGAGACUCCUCUCCACUUGGCUGUUAGACUUGGUGACGAGACUGCUACCGAGAUGCUUAUGCUUGCUGGUGCAGAUUGGAGCUUGCAAAAUGAAUAUGGAUGGAGUGCACUUCAGGAAGCAAUAUGUAAUCGGGAGGAAGGGAUUGCAAGGAUCAUAGUUAGGCAUUACCAGCCACUGGCGUGGGCAAAAUGGUGUAGAAGGUUGCCACGGUUGAUUGGGACAAUGAGAAGGAUGAGGGAUUUCUACAUGGAAAUCACAUUUCACUUUGAGAGCUCUGUCAUCCCUUUUAUUUCGAGGAUUGCACCUUCUGAUACUUAUAAAAUCUGGAAGAGGGGUGCAAAUUUGAGGGCUGAUAUGACUUUGGCUGGUUUUGAUGGUUUUAGAAUUCAGCGUUCUGAUCAGAGUGUUCUUUUUCUUGGUGAUGGUUCCGAGGACGGGAAGGUCCCUGCGGGGUCCCUUUGCAUGAUCUCCCACAAAGAUAAGGAAGUGAUGAACGCAUUGGAUGGCGCUGGUGCUCCAGCAACUGAAGCGGAAGUCCAGCAAGAAGUGGCUGCCAUGUCUCAAACCAGUAUAUUCCGGCCUGGCAUUGAUGUGACUCAGGCAGUUCUUUUGCCUCAGUUGACAUGGAGACGGCAGGAGAAAACGGAAAUGGUCGGGCCAUGGAAGGCUAAGGUGUAUGAUAUGCACAAUGUGGUUGUGAGCAUCAAAUCCAGAAGGGUUCCAGGGGCUAUGACAGAUGAUGAGCUCUUCUCAUCUUCCAAUGAGAAUGAAACAGAGAGUGAGGACCUUAAUGAUCUUCUGACUGAGGAAGAAAGAAGGCAACUUGAAACUGCACUUAAGUUGGAUUCAUCAAAUUUGAGCAAUGAGAAUGGUGAUGAGAUUGUUGGACACCGGCAUAGUUCUUACGAGCAAAGGGAGAUUCCCAUCGAAGAUGUAAAUGGUUAUGGAAAUGGAGAAACUAAGCAGGAAAAGAAAGGAUGGCUUGGUGGGUGGAGGAAACGAGAUACUAAACAUGAUGGGCAGAAUAGGGUUGCCCUUCCAAGAAGUUCCCUUUGUGUAGACGAGAAGGUAAGUGAUCUGCUUGGGGAUUCACCAUCUAGAAGUCAGAACAAACCAGCAAGGCAUUCCAUGGAGAUUGCUGUGAAGAGGGAUGAGCAUCCAAGAGGAAGAGAUACAAAACUGUCUUCAUCAGCAACCUCUGAUAGUGGAAACCGCCACAAGGAUGCCAGCCGUGAGAGUGAAUACAAGAAAGGCUUAAGGCCUACUCUCUGGCUUUCCCCAAAUUUUCCAUUACGAACUGAAGAGCUCCUGCCAUUGCUUGACAUUCUAGCGAACAAAGUUAAGGCUAUACGACGAUUAAGAGAACUGCUCACGACAAAACUUCCAAUGGGUACCUUUCCGGUCAAGGUUGCUAUUCCAGUGGUUCCCACUAUCAGAGUUUUGGUCACGUUUACAAAGUUCGAAGAACUAGAGCCGUUGGAUGAGUUCUCAACGCCUCCUUCAAGUCCUACUGCUACAGGCAGAGAAAGCCCAGCACUGAUGCAGGCCUCAAGUUCAUCUUGGUUUCAGUGGAUAAAAACUCCCUACAACCGCCCAGACACUUCUGCAGGUAGUUCAAGCAGUAGGAUAGAAAAUAUUCAAGACCCAUUUGGAAUUCCUCCAGAUUACACGUGGAUUACAGCCGAGGCAAAGAAAAAGAAAAUGCAGGAGAAGAGCAAAUCAAAGAAAGGAAAAAGUCGUGUCCAGUGA
Ilex paraguariensis (yerba mate) is the source of this 1959-nucleotide messenger RNA. The record is from the annotation of a GenBank genome assembly. NCBI's taxonomy places the organism in Eukaryota, Viridiplantae, Streptophyta, Magnoliopsida, Aquifoliales, Aquifoliaceae.